AGCUUGCUCUGCCUGCUGCCGUCCGCCAUGUCCGCCCCGCGCCCGGGCCACGUCAGCCGCCGAGGGGAGCGGUGCGGGCGGCCGUCAGGCUCCGCCCCGAGCGCCCGCCCCACCCCGGGGCCUGGGGGCGGCCGUGCCCCUGCGCCCCGCUCCGCUCCGCUCCCCUCCCGGCCCGGCCCGGCCCGGCCCGCUUCCCCCGGCGCGGGGCGUGAAUGGCGGCCGGGCCCGCCCCGUGUCCCGGCUCCGGGCCCGCCCACGGCGGAGGGGAGCGGGAUCGCGGUCCCGGGGACGCGUCUCGGGGUCACCUCCGCCCCCGGAGCGCGCGGCUCUGGGCUGUCCCGGCGGCCCCGCUCCGCACCGCGCUCGCCACCGCAGCCCGGCUCCUCCCGCAGCACGCCCGGCCGCGCGGCGCUGGCUGCGGGGAGGGCCGCUCCUUCCCGCACGCUGUGCCCCACCUCGGCGUCCCCAGCGCGUUCACGCGGAGGAACGCAUUCCUCGGCGCUGAGAGGGCACAGCCGGGCCCGGGACUCCAACUCCCAGCGUGCCCCGCGGCGCCCUCACUCCAGCUCCCAGCGUGCCCCGCGCCGUGCCCGUGCUGGCGGUGCUGGGGGAGGUGGCGGCCCUGGCGGAGCGGUGUUCUCCCCCGUCGGGGCGCGUGGCGCCGCCCGCUCAGCGGAGGCCGCUCGGCGGCUCCCGGCGGAGCGGCGGUGCCGGCUUCAAGUCCCCGGUGAGCCGCUGCCCCGCCUCGUUUACCCUCGCGCUGCCCGCUGUGGUAGCCGCGUUCCCCCGGUGCCCUCAGCGGCUGCCGGACGCGCUCUGUCCCCGCAGGUCCCGACCCCGCCGCCCCGGCCGCCGGGCGGAGAAGCGCCGUGCGAUGACAUCGAAGCGCUGAAGGAGAAGGACCGAACUCUGGACCGGGAGAUCGCCCGGCUGCUGUCCGAAGGCUGCAGCGUGGAGGAAUUGGAGAAGCACAUCUCUCUGCUCCAUGAGUAUAAUGAAAUUAAAGAUGCUGGACAGAUGCUGCUGGGCAAACUGGCUGUUAUCCGAGGGGUUACCACGAAGCAGCUGUACCCUGAGUAUGACCUGGAGCUUAAUGACUAGCAUGGGACCCGCAGACGUGACUGCUGCAGGGCCGUUGUGUUUUGGUGUUGCACCUGUUAAGAGCCAGCAGAAGCAGAAGUAUGUCGAAUUUCAAGAGAGCAAGUUGAAAUUCAAGUGCAAUUCGAGAGCAAAGUGAAUUUCAAGUUAGCAGCCGCGUUUCUCAGAAGCUUUGGAAUGUGCAAGUUAUGGGUGAUACCAGCUCAUAUCGGCUCAUUCCUGCUUGUGGGAAAGGGAUGUUGGGGCUGUGGACUCGGCAUGCUUUCAGCUUGCUCUGCUACCUGAGAAACACUAUUUCUAAUUGUUAUUUUUUAGUUGGAAAGCUUGUCAUCCAAGGCUGAUGCUAAAGCUCUUCCCAGUGAGCCUUUGCUUCUCUGCAGCAUCCAGGAUCCGUCUGGGUGUGUAAACCUGCAGGUGGAGCAGCUGCUCUGAAUGGAUGGAGGAAGGAAGGGCGCACUGUGUGCGGUGUGACAGCUGCUUUGUCAGGAAAGCCAUCGGGAGAAGGGAGGACCGAAGGCUGCAGGUGUGAUGAUGGUUUGGUUUGGUUAUGAUUGGACCUGGAGGAGUUUGAGUGUUCAGCAUUUUUGUACUUAACUGCUGUAAUACCCAGAGGUUUUGUGUCGGUUCUGUAGCAAACAGAAAGUUGUGUUCAACUGUCUGACCCGAAUAAAGCAGCCAUUGCGUACCUCGGUAAUUCA
Molecule: messenger RNA, 1796 nt
Organism: Numida meleagris (helmeted guineafowl)
Lineage: Eukaryota; Metazoa; Chordata; Aves; Galliformes; Numididae
Gene: SWI5
Product: SWI5 homologous recombination repair protein
Exons: 4
Coding region: 28-1101 (357 amino acids)
Biological process (GO): double-strand break repair via homologous recombination
Cellular component (GO): Swi5-Swi2 complex; Swi5-Sfr1 complex
Source: RefSeq, a predicted model, not a curated record